Peronospora matthiolae is the source of this 219-nucleotide messenger RNA. The record is from the annotation of a GenBank genome assembly. Lineage: Eukaryota; Oomycota; Peronosporomycetes; Peronosporales; Peronosporaceae.
AUGUCGUCCACCAGCAACGCCUCCAUUGACAAGUUCAACGGAGACAAUUACGCAACGUGGAGCCGGUACAUGCGCGGUGUGUUUUUGACAAAGUCCGUCUGGCACGUCGUCAACCGUGAAGUGACUCCGACUUUCACCGACCCGCGAGCGUCCGAUGACUACGUCAAGGCAAGCAACGUCGCGUUUGGUAUGAUGCUGCUGCACAUGAACGCGGACUAA